Messenger RNA from Rhodamnia argentea, 846 nucleotides. Its product is annotated as remorin-like. The transcript is spliced from 5 exons. NCBI's taxonomy places the organism in Eukaryota, Viridiplantae, Streptophyta, Magnoliopsida, Myrtales, Myrtaceae. Bases 7 to 597 code for a protein of 196 amino acids. The record is from RefSeq and is a predicted model, not a curated record.
UCAGCCAUGGCCGAAGAAGAACCCAAGACGGUGGAGUCCGAUACCCCGUCGGAGCCUCCACCGGCUCCGGCUCCCGAGCCGGCGGAGGAGACUCCGAAGGACGUCGCGGAGGAGAAACCCGUGAUUCCGCCGCUUCCGGAGGAGAAGCCCGACGAAUCCAAAGCCCUCGCCAUCGUCCAAAAGCCUGCUGAGACUGCUGAAGAGAAAGGCUCCGAAGGUUCUGCUCACCGAGAUAGGGAGCUGGCUAGAGUCGAAACAGAGAAGAGGAUGUCUCUCAUCAGAGCGUGGGAAGAAAGUGAAAAGUGCAAAGCAGAGAACAAGGCUCACAAGAAAUUAUCCGCGAUUGGGUCAUGGGAGAACAGCAAAAAAGCAUCUGUGGAAGCUGAGCUGAAGAAAAUUGAGGAAAAGUUGGAGAAGCAGAAGGCAGAAUAUGUGGAGAAAAUGAGGAACAAAAUUGCUUUCCUCCACAAGUCCGCAGAGGAAAAGAGGGCGAUUAUAGAAGCCAAGCGAGGGGAAGAUAUUCUCAAGGCAGAGGAAUUAGCCGCUAAGUACCGUGCAAAAGGGACCACUCCCAAGAAGCUCCUCAGUAUUUUUUGAGGCUGAGGAUUGUUUUGGCCUUGUUGUGUAAUCAUCAAUACAUACUGUAAAUGUUAUUGUUUGGGUUUCAUUUGUUAGGCUAUUACAUAUCCCGAGUGCUUCAUGGUUUCAACAUUUGCUGCUGAUUUGCCGUUAGUCGUUGUGUUCGUAGCUGAUUUUUCUUUGGGUGUACACGACAGUUCUGUCAAAACAUGUGAGAAACGUUGUAUAAGUACAGUUUCUGAACUUUGUGUGAACAAUGGUUUGCUU